AUGUACAGCUGUUUGGGAGACGUAAACAAAACAUGCCCUGCUGAGAUUGUAGCUGCAACCCCAGACUCGACGACCUGUUAUACCCAAGCUGCAUUUCUGGAGCGUGGGAGUCUGGUCCGGCCAUUGUCCCUUCGGACUCGCGAAUCCCUGGUGUUGGGGAGGGUGUGGGUCACUUCGGCUCCGACAAAGGACAGAGACGGGUGGUGCCAAGGUCGCCUCCGAACCACCGCCACCCCCCGCGCGCUCUGUCGGCAGGGCGGCGAACGAACCGCGGGGGGAGGGGGAAGGAUCACCCUCUUGCUGCUACCUGCACCCUGGGAAGACCUUCCUCAGACCUUUGGUGUGCCAGUCCUUAGCGGAUCGCCGUCCCAGAAGGAUCUCCCCCUCUUGUUCAGGAACAACCGGCGAUGGGGGAAUGGGACAGAAUUUACGAGAGGAAACGAUGAAUCGGAUACGGCCCGCUGCCGCCAUGAAGGCCCUGUACUAUCCGAUAAAAUUGGUGAAACAAGCGGCGCGGCUUGUGGCGAAGGGAGGGAGGGAGGUAAGGAAGAAGAGGUCGUCCCGCGCAGCUGA
Messenger RNA from Gryllus bimaculatus (two-spotted cricket), 573 nucleotides. The record is from the annotation of a GenBank genome assembly. Lineage: Eukaryota; Metazoa; Arthropoda; Insecta; Orthoptera; Gryllidae.